AUGGAUAAAAGCAAUAUCUAUAUUGGGGGGGUGUAUGGUGAUGACAAAGCUGCUAUUCUUGAUUCUUUCAGCAUUCCUGCAGGCUCUUUCCCCUUUAGAUAUCUUGGUGUCCCCCUCACAACCAAGAAGCUGGUUACAGCUUGUUCAAACAAUCCUGUUGAGUCUUCAAUCAUUUUGGUGCCAGAUAUUCAUUUUGACCAAAAAGGUGGUCUGAACCUCAAAGACAUGUGUAUUUGGAAUAAGGCAGCAGUGGCUAAGCUUCUUUGGGCUAUUACUUAUAAGAAAGACAAGCCGUGGUGCAAAUGGGUGCAUACCUAUUAUAUCAAGGGGAGAGAUAUUAGGAAUGUUCAGUGGCCUAAGUCUAUUUCUUGGUCACUGAAGAAGGUGUUGGGAUCUCAGAAGAUGAUUGAUGAUGCUGAGGGGUGGUCUGUUGCGUGCAAAACUAGCUCCUACUCUAUCAAAGCUAUGUAUCAGAGGCUAUUGGGGCCAUAUGAGAAAGUCAGAUGGAGAAGGCUUAUCUGGCAGAACAAGGCUUCUCCAAAAAGCUUAUUCAUUGCUUGGGUGGCUAUUUGGGGUAGACUUCCUACUCUUGAUAGGCUGAUAAGGUGGAAAGUGGUGGACAGCAACAUUUUCCCUUUGUCCAUUUGGUCUUAUGUUUUAAGAAGCUUGCAGUUUACCAGAGCAGUGGGGAAGAAUGCUAAGGUGUUCACUGGUUCUUGCAGAAGCCCUCAUGAAAUGUUGAAGGAUAUCAAGUUUAGAGUAGCUUGUAGGGCUAGUGAUAGCCAGCAGCAGUUGCUGCUUGAUUAG
This is a messenger RNA of Spinacia oleracea (spinach), 807 nucleotides long. RefSeq lists its product as uncharacterized. Bases 1 to 807 code for a protein of 268 amino acids. The transcript is spliced from 5 exons. The record is from RefSeq and is a predicted model, not a curated record. Lineage: Eukaryota; Viridiplantae; Streptophyta; Magnoliopsida; Caryophyllales; Amaranthaceae.